AUGACCGAUCAACUUCCUGGCAGCGGCGCAGAGGCUUUGGCAGAGACCUUAGCACGACUAUCUAAGAAACCAGGGGUACAGGCGACGCUGGUGCUCGAAGCCUCUAGUGGUACCAUCAUCCAGAACUCUGGAUCCUUUUUGGCUUUUCGUUCGGCCUCCAGAUCAAACAAUGCCGGUGUUGCGACUGAAGAUUCAAACACGACGGCGAAUACGGAGAGCCAGGGCAUCGAAGAAUUAGCUGCUAUGGUAUGGAGCUUUGUGAAAUCGGCAGGAGGGCUUGUGAAUGGACUGGAUGUUGAGGACGAGGUUAAGUUACUGCGCCUCCGAACCAAGAAACACGAGCUUGUGAUUGUUCCAGAUCCAAAAUACAUACUCGUUGUUGUGCACGAAACCCCCCCAGCCUAA
Molecule: messenger RNA, 405 nt
Organism: Sclerotinia borealis F-4128
Lineage: Eukaryota; Fungi; Ascomycota; Leotiomycetes; Helotiales; Sclerotiniaceae
Source: the annotation of a GenBank genome assembly